Messenger RNA from Anoplopoma fimbria (sablefish), 3544 nucleotides. RefSeq names its product OFD1 centriole and centriolar satellite protein (gene ofd1). The transcript is spliced from 23 exons. Gene Ontology annotation, biological process: epithelial cilium movement involved in determination of left/right asymmetry. Bases 177 to 3392 code for a protein of 1071 amino acids. The record is from RefSeq and is a predicted model, not a curated record. Gene Ontology annotation, molecular function: protein binding. NCBI's taxonomy places the organism in Eukaryota, Metazoa, Chordata, Actinopteri, Perciformes, Anoplopomatidae. Gene Ontology annotation, cellular component: ciliary basal body; centrosome.
UGAACGCUAGAGGCACAGCUGGUGUAAAGGGGCGACGACGCGCUCUCUGGUCGUUAGGCUGGUAACUACAGAGAUUGUUAUUAUUCCCAGAAUGCCAGUUGUAUCACGUGUUAAUAAUACAGCGUGAUUACAGUCAAACACGAGGAUCUACACAAACAUCACUCCACAGUUACGCUAUGUCUUCACCAGAGGGAGACACGUUAUCCCCAGAUGAGCUGAGGAAAAGACUCUAUCAAACUUUUAAAAAUAAAGGAGUGCUGGAUACACUCAAAACACAGCUGAGGAAUCAGCUCAUCCAGGAGUUAAAACACCCACCUUUGACAGGAGGAGAACCAGUUCCCAGACCAGUACAUGUGAAAUAUGAACCCCUUUUGGUCUCAGCCUGUAACAGCAUAGUGGCUGAUCAUCUCCGCACCUCGGGGUAUGAGUACACCCUUUCUGUGUUCAGCCCUGAAAGUGGCCUAUCUAAAGACAAGGUUGUCAUGACAGCAGACCUUCUUCAGCUUCUUAAAAUUAAUCCUGAAUCGGCGCUUUACAGAUCCCUGUCUUCAAACAAAGGCAGCAGGGAUAAAGGGUUCCUGAUCAGCCUCCUAACACAGCUAGCACACCAUUAUACUCACAGCCAACGCCAUGAUGCUGACACUCAGACAACCAGCUCAGCAAGUUGUGGAGAGUCUCUUGUUGAGAAGAUGAAAAUUAUCGAUAAGGAAUAUGAGAGCUUCAAUUACAGUGGGGACAAAUGGUUUUCAAUCGAAUCAAAACUGGCGGCAUAUAGAAAAGAAAUUGAAGCACAGAUGCAAGCGGAAAUGAACACAAAGAUGCAACAUUUUAAGGAUGUUGAAAUCGCAAAGGUAAAGAUGGAAGAAAAAGCAAAAUUUCAUAAAGAAUUUGAUAAGCUGAAGCAAGACCUGGAGAGGAACUACGAGAUGAAGGCAAAGGCAUUGAUGGAGCGAGAGAAAAAUGCCAUUGAUCGAUUACAAAAACAACAAGAGAUUGAAGAAAAAAAUGUGUAUAUGCAGAGACAAUCGGUCCUGAAAGAAAUUGAAACAGUGCGAAACAGAGAGAAUGAGCUGAGGAUGAGAACGGAGGCUUUUGAAAAGACAUGUCAAAUUCAUGAGGAGAAGGUCAAGACCACUGAGGAGCUGCUGAGAAGGAGAGAGCUGUCAGUGAAGACUAUGAAUGACACAUACGACCAAACACUGAAGAAUGAACUUUCCAGGUAUCAGCUUGAGUUGAAGGAUGAAUUUAUCAAGCGAACCGAAAAACUUACCGAGAAUGAAAACCGAAACAAAGUGGAAAAUGUUCGUAUCCAAAAAGAGUCUGUUGUAAUUAACGGCAAAUUAGAGGAGCACAGCAGAGCAUGUUCAGAGCUGAGACGGCUACAGGUUGAGCUAGACACAGCACAGCAGCACAUUGCUCUGCUGACUCAACAGAAGGAGCUGUUAAGGGAAAGACUGGAGGCCAUGAGGGACUACCCCAGCUUGAAAAGAGAGAAAGCAGAGCUGCAGGGGCAGCUGCGACUGCUAAAGAAACAGCUGGAGGAGGCCCAAGAGGAGAACCGGCUUCUCCAUGCAGAUUUAAGCAAGCCGUCCAAGGAGCAGUUGGCCUUGCAGAUGGAGCUACGGAGGCUGCAGAGCGCUGGCAGUCUGGAUAAGGAAGAGUUUGACAACCAGAAACAGGUGCUGCAGGCACAGCUCCAGAGUGAGGUGGAGAGGUGUGCUCAGCUCAAGGCUCAGUUGAUAGAGUGUGAGGAGAGGUCACAGUGGAUGAGUAACCACUGUGAGGAAAUCAAGAUGCAGCUUCGCCAAACUCAACAAGCUCUUGAAAAUGAAGUGCUGCGUAACCCCAAGCCAUCUCUUGUUGAUCGCACAAUUCUGGAGCUCAGCACGGACAAGCUCGUCCCCCCUGACAUCUAUGUGGACCGAGCUCUGCUGAGGGCCACAGUGGGUUAUGACGAUGUUUGUGAAGCAGGUGGGCCCUUGCGAGCACAUAAGUCGCCUUGGAGUGACUCUCCAGACUCCGACAUGGAGCUGGUGGCAGAUGCGAAGGCUCGGAUCCGGGAGCUGCAGAGGGAGGCUGAGACCUUGGAGGAAGCUUAUAGGAACUACCAGCAGAGGGCAGUGCGCUCCACCAUCUCACACAUGCUUCCCCCAGGACCUCUCUCCCCUCAAAGAGCACAUCCUUCACAUUAUCCUGACUCUCCUCUGAGAAAACAAGCCGCUCACCAUUCACACACCCACUUACCCCUCACAUCAAAGGUCUCACAGAGACCGCUGUCUCCACGUACUACCAGAACCCUCUCCUCGGCACCCUAUGACACAAGAACCGCACAACCAAGAGUGAGCUUCUUAGACGACCAUAACCAACACCAGUCCACAGUUUGCUCUGACCCCAGUCUCCAGUCAUUGACUGAAUCUCUUCUGCUAAGAGAUAGACACCCUCAGGAUGCAAACAGCCUUCCUUCCAGACGCCUGUCCUCCACCCCGCACUCGUCCUCCAGGAAAAAGCUUCAAAGAGAGUUUGCAGAAGAAGCAGUUGGGUCUCCAAUGGCGUUUCCGGAGUUGUCGUUUGACGGACAGCUCCCUCGUGCCCCCCACAACGAGGUGGCGACCUCAGGUGACUUUUCCUCUGAGCUCAGUCCACCUCGCAGUCCUCAGCUCAAGAGCACAGCACGAGACCAGUCCAGUCCACCAAAGUUGCACCCCGAGUUCUCCAGCUCAGAGUCAUCCCCACAGCCUGAGAAAAUAAGUCUAGAAGAUCUCACAGGGAUUUUGUCAGAGCCCGGCCACAUUCCAGAGCUUCUCCUGGACACUGCCAUCCCUCUCUGUGAGGAGGCCCCUGACGGCCCCACUGUCCCCCGCCCACAGGACCUCCCAGAAGACCCAAUGGACUUGCAAGGCCAGGCGGAAGACCCACAGGCCUCAGGUGAAUGUGCUAGGGAAGAAGAAGAAGAAGAAGAUGAGGAGGAUGAGGAGCAGAGGUGGGAAAGGGAGCGAAAGGAAAGACUAGAAAAAAGGCAAAGGGAACAAGAGGAGGCCAGAGAGCGGGAGCUGCAAGAACUAAACAGACUGGAGAAAGAGAUGCUUUUGCAAGAUACAGAGCAACCAGGACUGGAAAAAGAAGAAGAAGAAGAAGAAGAAACUGAAAUUAAGAAAGGCGAUGAAGAGCAGAUGCAAGAGGCAGAUGCUGACGGAGAGGAGUCUAAAGGUGAAAAUCCAUUAGAGAAAUACAUGAAGAUGGUCCUGGAAGCAAGAGAGAAGCAGCAUGAACAGAGCCCUGGAAGAGAAGAAGCAGCAGGACAUACGAGCCCAGAGGCUAAGAGUUUGUCUGAUGAGAGAGAUAACAGCGUUGCAUUAUAUUCACACAAGGAUGAAGAUGAUGAUUUCUGGUGAGCUGCUUGUUCCAACGUGCUAUCUUAAACUGAUGAAUUUUACACGCCUCUGCACUAUUGUACUGUUUUUUUAUUGUUUAUUUUAAGAUUUUGCUUUUCCGUAUGUAUAUUUGUCAUAUUUUUUACACCUACUCCUUUUUUUUUAAUAAAUCA